CGAGGGUAAAGCAAGCGCGUAUGUUAAUUGGAGAGCCGCUCGAUUAGCAUUUCUCGUGAUCCUUUGGCUGGCGCGGGUUAUGUGCGAAGGUGCGCGAGCGCGUGUGUGCGUCUUUGCUCAUUUUUUUGUGCGACUCCUAAACUAAUUGUCGCCAUAGCGGCGACACUUUUGCCUUUUAGGUCACGUCGUUACGCGACCGUUUGUAUACACAGUGUGUAUACAAUGGCGUGCCGCAUGAUUAUUGCAAAGCAGGAAACACUCGCCUCGAUCAAUGCCGCUAUCGCACCCGCAGAUGUCUAUAGCAAAUCAACUAUCUACCAGCGCAGUUUCUUGGUUGUCCUCUUCUCGCGAGGACGUGCAACAGUCGCGUUCCCGUAGGUCAAGAUCACAAUUAAGAGUACGAACUUUUCGCACGAUCAUGGGCAAAUUCCAGUGUAUUAUUGUGUUUUAUUUUGGAAUCUAUAUCUUAUAUUCAGAGGCUCAUGAAAGUAAUGAUAAUACCUCGCUGUACAGGCUUCCUAAAAGUGCUGUACCCGAAUCUUACGACAUACUGUUGCUCACCAAUGUCAGCAGAAGUGAUUUCACUUAUAAGGGAAUGGUUACCAUCAACUUGUAUAUAAUAAACGCAACAAAACAAGUCAUAGUGCAUUCGGAAUACCUGAAAAUCGACUAUAAAGAAACAAUGUUUCGCAGAAUAUUGCCAAAUAAUAAUUUUCAACAAAUACAAAUAAGCAAUCAAAUGUAUCAGGACGAAACUCAAUUUUACAUCAUUAAUUUUUCAAGUAUUCUAAUACCAGGAAGAUAUUUAUUGUCAGUGCAGUUCGUUGGCGAGGUGAUGAAUGACGUCUUCGGCUUUUAUAGAACUACUUACAGAAUAAAUAAUCAAAUAAGGUGGAUAGGGGUAACACAAUUUUCACCGACAUAUGCACGGCGAGCAUUUCCUUGUAUGGACGAGCCAGGAUUUAAGGCGACGUUUCAACUUCAUAUUGGACAUUAUGAUAAUGAAACAGUAUCGUCAAAUACUAUGCAAGAAUCGCGACAAAUCUCCGGUGAGCCGAAUUACUACAUUACAACAUUUGCAAAAACGCCACGAAUGUCAACUUACCUCUUGAGCUGGGCAAUCCAUGACUUUUAUCGAGUGAACUCUUCGGAUCCACGCAUUUGGCUAUGGACUCGGCUCAAUGACUCCCAACUUUCGUGGUCUUUAGCCUCGAAUCCGGCCCUUACGGAGGGUCCAAAAAUUUAUUCAGCACUUCAAGACUGGAUGGUAGUGAAUAAUUCUCUGCAAAAAGUCGAGCAAAUAGCAGUGCCAGACUUCAAUUUCAAUGCAAUGGAGAACUGGGGUCUCAUAGCAUUUCGCGAAUCGAUAAUGCUCAUCCGUAAUGAUACGACACCACUACGUCAUGUUCGUACCAUCCUUACAACAAUAGCCCACGAAUACGCGCAUACAUGGUUUGGCAAUAUCGUAACUCCGGAGUUCUGGAGCUUCGCCUGGUUAAAAGAGGGCUUUGCUACGUAUUUUUCCUAUUUCAUCCUAGGGAUCGUCCAUAAGGAUUGGCAAAUGAUGAAUAUGUUCUCGUUGGAAGUCACUCGCGUCAGUCUACUCGCCGACUCUAUGGAUCAUAAUAAAAUAAUGAACAAACGGGACAUAGGAAGUUCUAAGUCAGCAACAGGAGCUCUCGACUUUGUCACUUACGAUAAAGGUGCAUCGGUUAUACGCAUGAUCUCGGAAAUAAUGGGAGAAAAACUCUUCAAAAGUGCGAUGCACUCGUAUCUUAAGGGAAAACAGUUCCAAGCCGCUACUCCGCCAGAUCUCUAUAAAUGUUUAGAAUCGAAAUUCAACUCGAGCAGUUCAGCAAUGCAUACUCCAGUGACUCUUGGUGAUGUAAUUGAAUCUUGGGCAAAUCAGACAAAUUAUCCAUUGGUCAGAGCAUCGCUCAUCACUUCACGACGUCUGCGCAUUUCGCAAGAGCCAUUUCGCCUGAAUCGCAGCAAUGUUGAAGCGAAUAAAAGAUUCUGGUGGAUCCCCCUGAAUAUCAUCACAUCGACAAAAACAAGAAACAGCCAGUUAGUUGAGGUCUUUGCCUGGCUGGGAGCUGAGAAAUUUAUCGACGUGGAUCUACCGGACGAUAUUAAUGAUAAUCACUGGUUCCUGUUGAAUUCCAAGCAGAUCGGACAUUAUCGUGUGGAUUACGAUCAGAAGAACUGGAACUCUUUGAUGAAAGUCCUGAAUUCCGAUGAUUUUCAUCGAGUGGCUGCUAUUGACAGGGCAACCCUUCUCGACGACGCAUUCAACUUGGCGAGAGCUGGCUCUAAGAGAUACGCCGAGGCCUUGAAACUAGCAGAAUACUUACAUCGAGAGACUGACUAUGAACCUUGGGUUAUGGCUAGUCGGACAUUUAAUUUCUUGGAUAACAAAUUAAGGGACAGAGUAGAUGUACAAUUGGCAUUCAGAGUAAGUUUUUUCACUUUGAUACAUAUUUUCAUGCAGCGCUUUACAACUAAUCUGCUGAAAAGAAUUUAUAAACAAUUAAGUUUUGUGGAAAAACCAUUAGAUACAGAGCUAAAAAAGAUGCAACGUAAUAUAGUCCUUUCAACCGCAUGUUUUUUGGAUCUUGAGGAUUGUGUAUCGAACGCAAAAUCAAUUUUCAAUAAUUGGAUUGCAAAUGAGAAUAAAUCAGUAUCGGCAAAUUUGAAAGACUUUGCAUAUUGCACAGGUAUACGUAAUGGAUCUAAUCAGAAUUGGAUUAUUUUAUGGGAACGCUUUUUAAACACAAAAUAUUAUGCGGAGAAGGAAAUUAUGAUUAGUGCAUUAUGUUGCACCGAGAAUUCUUCGUAUAUUAAUAAGUACCUCGACUUUUGCAUAAAUCCUGAUACGGAUUUAGCCAAACAGUAUAGACUUCCAAUUAUUCGGUCAAUUAUUUUCAAGAGCAGUAAAAAUUUGGAAACCGUACUAACUUACGUUGAAACAAAUUUAAAUAAGAUUAUUCGCAUAAGGGGUUUUCCAUUUUUAGAAGGUAUAUUAUCGUCUAUUGGUCAAGAAAUAACGUCAGAUAUACAAGAAUUGAAGUUCAAACAUUUUGUAAAUCAAAAUGCUAACCAAUUAGGAGCUGCAUUCAAUGUUGCUCUAAGAGCAACAAAACUUGCUACAGACAAUAUUGCCUGGAUUAAUACAUAUACCCCUAUAAUUGCUGGUUAUCUAAACUCAAGAGAAACAGUUUGAAAUAAUUAGAAAACUAAACACAUUGCCUAAACAAAUAAUACAAAAGCUAUUGACAUUUGUAUUUGUUAUCAUAGGAGUCAAAUAACUAGGCUGGUGUUUUUAAAACUAGUUUUUACCACUAGAGGGCAGCACUACUCGGAC
Molecule: messenger RNA, 3364 nt
Organism: Ceratosolen solmsi marchali
Lineage: Eukaryota; Metazoa; Arthropoda; Insecta; Hymenoptera; Agaonidae
Product: aminopeptidase N
Exons: 11
Coding region: 272-3223 (983 amino acids)
Biological process (GO): peptide catabolic process; proteolysis
Cellular component (GO): cytoplasm; membrane
Molecular function (GO): metalloaminopeptidase activity; peptide binding; zinc ion binding
Source: RefSeq, a predicted model, not a curated record